This is a messenger RNA of Cuscuta epithymum, 944 nucleotides long. NCBI's taxonomy places the organism in Eukaryota, Viridiplantae, Streptophyta, Magnoliopsida, Solanales, Convolvulaceae. The record is from the annotation of a GenBank genome assembly.
GCAAACACUCAAGUGUGCAUAAUCGACCCGGCCCAAUAGUCGAAAUGCUUGGAAACCCAUUUCGUCUCCCCUCUCUCCAGGCUAUCAAAAUCUCGAAUUCCAAAUUUGAACUCAACUGAUCAUUCCUCUGUAGCCAGCCAACUAUUAAACAAAAUAAGAAUAAGGAGAAAUGUUGUUGGCCGUGUUAAUUGCCAACUCCGAGGGAAACAUUCUUGUCGAACGGUUUAAUGGUGUGCCAGCAGAAGAGCGUUUGCAUUGGCGGUCUUUCCUAGUCAAGCUUGGAGCAGAUAAUCUUAAAGGCGCAAAGAAUGAAGAACUUCUUGUUGCUUGUCACAAAUCUGUUUAUAUUGUAUACACAGUGCUUGGAGAUGUCAGCAUCUAUGUCGUUGGCAAGGAUGAGUAUGAUGAACUUGCAUUGUCUGAAGCAAUCUUUGUCAUAACAUCAAGCAUUAAGGAUGUCUGUGCGAAACCUCCAUCAGAGCGCCUUUUCUUGGACAAGUAUGGAAAGAUUUGUCUUUGUCUGGAUGAAAUUGUAUGUAAGGGGCUGCUGGAGAACACCGAAAAAGAAAGAAUUAAACGACUUGUAAGGAUGAAGCCUCCUGUUGAGUUCUAAACCUAUAGGUGUACCCAGUACUAGUUCUUGGGGGUGUUUGUAAGACCAGGCAGGAACUUGACGUAAACGACGCAACUGGGAUUGGUACUCAGGAUCGGUCCAGCCUAGAUACAGUUCCGAUUUACAUGGAGGUACAUUUUUCAUCUUAUAUUAUUCAUAUUAUGAAUGUUGUAUAGUAUAAUAAUCCUUCCUUUUAUAGUUGUAUUUAUUACGUACGGAGUAUUACUUUUUGGGAAGUUAUUAUUAUUAUUUGUUACAGAGUAUGUUUUACCAAUUUGGAAAGUUUACUCUACUUUUAUCCUUAAUUUACACGAAUAUCAUUAUUUUAUCA